Molecule: messenger RNA, 939 nt
Organism: Corylus avellana
Lineage: Eukaryota; Viridiplantae; Streptophyta; Magnoliopsida; Fagales; Betulaceae
Source: RefSeq, a predicted model, not a curated record
ACAAAUAAGAAGUUUGACUUUCCUCUCCCAUUGUGAUAUACUAAAGAACCAAGUUGUUCACGUGUACACGUUGGAUCACCAACUUUCACGCCCAAUGAUGGGCAUAAAUAAUGCAUUUGGAAGUUGACCGUGCCUUGUGAUCUCCGUGUCCUUCGCCAUAUUCCACUUCUCACCAACUUCUCUUUGGACCAUGGCUGCCAGUACCUUCCUCUCUUCAUCUUCCUCCUCCCAUCCCAGCUGGACCUACGACGUUUUCUUGAGUUUUAGAGGCGAAGACACGCGCAAGAAUUUCAUUGACCACCUCUAUUUUGCUUUAAGAGAUACCGGAAUCAAUACCUUUAGAGAUGACAACGAGCUCCGAAGAGGAGAAGAUAUUACAUCCGAACUGUUGUCGGCAAUACAAAGGUCCAAAAUCUCUGUCAUCGUCUUCUCUAGUAACUACGCGGCUUCCAGGUGGUGCCUGGAGGAACUUGUGAAGAUCAUGGAGUGCCGAAGAACAGUGAGGCAGCUGGUUUUGCCUAUCUUCUACGAUGUUGAACCCUCGGAUGUGCGCAACCAAACGGGUAGUUUUGCGAAAGCAUUUUCUGAACAUGAAAAGCGUUACUUGUUGGACAUAGAUAAGGUGCUCAGGUGGAGAAGAGCUCUGAUUGAGGCUGCUAAUUUGUCAGGGUGGGAUCUAAGAAACACUGCAAACAGGUAAGUGCGCUCUAAACAAUCAUUUUUAGAUCUUUGACUUUCUCUUAUAGAUUUCAAAUUUGAUGGACAAAAAUAAUGAUAAUAGCAGGAUGGAACCAAAAGGAAAAAGACUGAAUGUGAUAAGAGUUUAUGUUCAAAUUUUCCCAAAGAACUAGUAAUAAAAUCUAAUCAAAGCAGUGCUACGAAUAAUAGAUGCAGCGAAUAUCAAGACAGAAUAAGUUAAAGUUAACAAGGUUAAAUUUG